Messenger RNA from Notechis scutatus (mainland tiger snake), 1531 nucleotides. It is a transcript of the gene C4H10orf143, whose product is annotated as chromosome 4 C10orf143 homolog. NCBI's taxonomy places the organism in Eukaryota, Metazoa, Chordata, Lepidosauria, Squamata, Elapidae. The record is from RefSeq and is a predicted model, not a curated record.
AAUUGGCCAUUGAGUUGGCCGCAGCGAACUGACCAAGACGAAGUGGCCCUGGUGACUUAGUUGCGGCGAGUUGUCCCAUUCCGCCCCGAGGCGGUUGCGUCUUGGGACUUCUAGCCCCGAUACUUCUGGGUGUUACGGAACUGUCCCCGGCAGAGCUCCUGGGCUGCCCGUCGGCCUUGCCACUCUAAGCAAAAACAGCGCGGCCGACGGAGCCUUUUUGCCUUCCGCGGCUCAAUUAAGAGGAUUGGCUAUCGUGAAGAGGGGGCGGAGUGCCGGGCGCGAAGCCCCCUGAGUAGCGGCCCAGCGAGCUUAAGCGCGGACAGAGGUGGACAAACGGACGGACGGACUGCCUGGGCCGGGCCUCCAUGAACUUGCUGAAGGAGCGGCGGCGAGGCCGGCCGGAGGAAUCCUGCGCCCCUCAGCCCGAGCGCAAACGAGUGUGCAAAAAUUUGGAGACUGUUCCACAGGCAAUCAAUCCCUGCCACCCAUUAAGCAACUGUUUUAUGGAUUACUGGGCUGUGAAGUGGAAUUUGAAGGAGAAUGAUCUCACUGAAUUGUUCAGUACUCAGAUUAUGAAGGAGAAACCAAGUUAUAUGAUAUUUACGGAUAAUGAAGCCAAAGCUACUGCCCAGCCAUGUCCAAGAUGUAUUGCUGGUGAAUCUGGACACUUUGGUCAUAUGAUGGGUUUAUAGAAGAUCAAAGAACAUUGAUACAGAUGAUAAGCUCAAGCUUAUCAAACUUAUGUAUAAUAGGCUUGAGUUGCUAAUAUUUUCUUCACUUCUCUUAAAAAUUCCUAUUUUCAAUAGAAUCCCAUUUUAGUUUACUUUUUAAUAUCUUAUAUUAUCUAUUGUUUAGGAAAAAAGUUCUCCACUUCUAAUAACAUACAUAUCGUGUACUACUAGAAGCAUAUUUUCCUGAAUAUAAGCUCUUAAUUGCAUUAUUUUCACUCCAUACAUCUUGCACUGAACACCCAAAAUGUAUGCUGUUUUUAAAUGAACCUUGACAGCGAUAGUCAGAAUAAGUAUCUGUUUCAAAUAGAGAUCUGUUCUCCCAAUCUUAAAAUAAUAUCAAAGGAAUUAAAUUUUGCUGAUUAGCAAUAUUCUGUGCAUUUCCACCAUUUAGUAAAACUACUUUCUAAUACAGUCCCACAAAUUCUUGGGAAAGAGGGCUGGGGAACUUUAGAAUCUUGUUGGCUGAAUGAAUCCUAUCUGAGUGACAAAAAACUUAAUGUUAAGAUAAGAACUAGUUCUUUUUUACAUGAAAUAAAAAAUAAGUCAAAUGCAGUUCUUUGGUUGUUGCAAGUAAACCUUAUUUUAAUCUGCAUAUUUGCUGACUAUGUCAUAAAAUGCCCUUGAGGUUGUUCAAAUUAUUUUAAAAUGCCAGAUUAAAUCAAUUACUUUUAAAACAAUUUUUAAAACGUAUACAUCAAGUACAUUUUCAUGGGUUUAUUUGUAAUUCAGCAUUACAGCAAGAAGACAUAGACUUGCUUCUAACAACAAAGUUUAUGAAAGCACUUUAUACAAAAACAUUA